Cherax quadricarinatus is the source of this 518-nucleotide messenger RNA. RefSeq names its product cuticle protein AMP1B-like. Gene Ontology annotation, molecular function: structural constituent of chitin-based larval cuticle. Lineage: Eukaryota; Metazoa; Arthropoda; Malacostraca; Decapoda; Parastacidae. The record is from RefSeq and is a predicted model, not a curated record. Gene Ontology annotation, cellular component: chitin-based extracellular matrix.
CCUCACAUCGACAACAUGAAGUUCAUACUAGUCAUCUGCCUGGUCGCCCUGGCCACCGCCGCUCCUCAGAAACAUCCAGACAGGGAUGCCCAAAUCGUUAAGGACGAGCGUAGUGAUUCCGGGGACGGAAACUUCUAUUACAGCUUCGAGACCAGCAACGGGAUCUCCGCCCAGAAGACUGGCACCCCAGGCUCUAAGGGACAGAGCAACAUGGACGGCGGCUUUCAGUUCCGUCUUCCCGACGGCACCAUCGCUGAGGUCCGCUACGUCGCUAACGAAUACGGCUACCAGCCUGAGUCUGACCUCAUCCCCAAACCCCACCCACUCCCUCCUCACGCCAUCGAGCAGAUCCGCGUCGCCGAGGAGCAGCGUCGCCAGGGCAUCACCUUUGAUAAAUAAGUAGGUGGUAUACCUACCCCUCGAUCUCUGCUACGAACCUUUCUGUAUAUAAGUGAACUCGUUAUGACAACUUUUGAGGCAUCCUCCUUACACCUGACCCUGGAUACGUUGCAUGCUUA